Messenger RNA from Malaya genurostris, 21925 nucleotides. RefSeq lists its product as uncharacterized. The record is from RefSeq and is a predicted model, not a curated record. The transcript has 10 exons. The coding region runs from base 1859 to 3469 and encodes 536 amino acids. NCBI's taxonomy places the organism in Eukaryota, Metazoa, Arthropoda, Insecta, Diptera, Culicidae.
ACAGGCGACGACGACGACCGUCAGCGCAGGGAUUCAAAGAGCAGAAGAGAACAGACGCCCCCAAACGGCAGCUUCUUGUUACAACAGGUUCAGCAGCAGGUCGCCCAUCCAGAACUCGCCAGUCAGGGCGAAACCGUGAAAAGUAUCGUGAGUAAAAAUUUCCUCCGCAGAAAACAGCUCCAGAAUAUCCGCUGCUGUUUGCCGCCGCCGUCGCCACUGUUACUUCCGCUAACCUCCAGGCAGCACCAACCGUUCUGCAGUGUGAUCGAAACGCAGUAGGCGGAAGGAAAAAAAAAUAAUGAUAACAGCACUCUAAGUUUUCGGAACGUGCGCUUCGAAAUCUCGGUUUAGUCCGAACUCAUGAGUGAGAGCGUGUGAUUCAACGGACAGUUUCUAGUUUCCGUUGGUUGGUCGGUGCAACAAGGCGGAUCUCGCAAACGAAAAAAAAGAAAAAAACGAGGUAGUGAUAGUGUGCCAGGUGUGAGGAUUUACUAUCGUUCUUCUUCUUCCACUUCCCAAAAAUCGUGAGCAGGGUUGGGUAGCCAUGAAUCAACAGCACCAAAAGUUGAAGAAGUGCGGAGAAAGGAUCUAGAAGUGGUGAUAGUUUUUCGCUCGGGAAAAAAAGGUUCAGCUAAUUGCGAUUCUACUUUGGCCCCGUGCGCACACAAACACACACGGACACGGAUACCGGAAACGUCGUAUCCGCUUGGGUGAAUCGGGAUACCGACCGCGAGCGGUCGUCUAAUAUUUUUAGUGCUUUUUUUUCCCAACCAUCCUUGCGGUGUGUGCAGAUCGCAAGUGCCCACUGACCCCUGUUCCGUGGGGGUGUGGGGUUCAGGUUUUUGUGUGUGUGUGCGUUCCCCUGCAGGAGGCUGUGCUGAUUGUGCCCCGGGGAAGUCGUUGGUGUGUCAACUGGAAGCGUCCCGAACGAAGAAAGCGGGGCAAAAUUUACGGCUCGGAUUAUUAAUGAAGGAUGAUGAAAAAAGUGUGAAACGUUUGUGGAAUAAAUUUGCCUCGAUCGUCGGCAGUAGAUAAAGGCACAGUUUUUUUUUCUUCGUUGUUGUUUGCUCUUUGCUUAGUCCGGUGCGGUUUCGACAGAAGAAUAAAGUGUGACACGAGUAAAUAUUUAGGGUUGAGUUGCACGGUAGAAGGUGCAAAAGUGAGUAACUGGGAGCACAUAAAUCAGCAAAGGUGCCAACGUUCCUGUUUUUCUUUACGAAAUAAACCCAGCUGCCGGAAUGUGAGAAAGCUUAACGACGAUUCGAAAAUAAUGGAAAGUAGUAUUUCCGGUACCCGCAGAACAGUGCUCCACUUCUCCCCACAACUGAAUCGUUAAUUGUCCUCCCUCCCCCCCCCACAACUCUAUUCCUAUGCCAAACAAUUCGUUUAGAAUAUCGAUAAAAGUAAACCAACAAACCGAAACAGUGUGAAACAGUGAAUAGUAGGCGAGAGGAAAAAUCCGGCGACGACGAAAACGAAGACGGCUAUCAGCACAAUUAAGACGCGCACUUUCGCACAAGCACCGUUCUUUUCAUUUUUUCUUCCCGCAUCCGACAGGCACCUACACAAAACGCGCGCGCACAACACCCAUCGUAGCAGGCCAUCAAAAGUAAACUCGCGUGCCAUUCGACAUUUCUUCGUAUCGCCAAGCGUGGCACUCUGUGACAAAAUACCUACACGGGAAAAAUAUAUGUUGUAAUAAUAAUAAUAAAAAAAAACCAACAACACAAUCCUAGUAGCCUACCUACGGCCUACGGCACCACACGCACGCACGCACACCUCCGGUCCGGUUGUUUUUUUUUCGAAAGCACCCACGAAAGCAAGGCCUACUUCGAGCAGAGGAAAUCCGAGCAAGAUAAUGGAUAAAAUUUGGAUAACAUUUUUGCUGCUGAUCAUCGCAAUCAUUUCCGUGCGAACAAACGGACAAUCAAUGGUAAACGUGCAGCUCAUCGUAAAAAAAUACGUCGAACGGGGCAGUGCAGUGGCACUGUACUGCGAGAAUGACGCCGCUCCCGAUAUUCUCUACAAGGUGACGUUCCUGAAGGGAGGCAGCAAAAUAUUCGAAUACAUCAAGGGCCGUAAUCCGCCCUACCGGAACUAUUCGAUUCCGGGUGCCGAAAUAGAUUGGAAAAAGGUAACUCCUUCGACGCUGACGCUGAAGAAUGUCGACUACGAUGCAUCCGGUUCCUACUACUGUGAGGUUUCGACCGACACCCCGAUCUUCACCAAGGCAUCCAAUGACGAACCACUGCACGUCAUGCUUCCACAGAAGGGACCACCAACGAUAGAGUUCGCCAAAAAGCAGCUCUACUACGGGGAUAUGCUGGUGGCCAACUGUACGACGUCCCGAGCCCGGCCCGCCCCGCACAUCACCUGGUUAAUUAAUGGGAAGCAGGUUGACGAUGUGCACGUUCGGCAGCUUCAUCACAGCUCGAAGAACAGCCACCGGUCGAAGCAGCAGCAGACGCUACCCUCUUCGGCUUCCUCCUCCCAGUCCGUGUACCACGGUAAGGUGAUUGUGGGUUCUCCGUCCGGCACCAGUGGCAGUGGCAGUGGGUUCUCAUCCGGUGGCGCAGGGAAUAGCCUAAAGGAGCUCAAGCUGAAGGCAAAAGCUGUCGACGAGGAGUUACAGGUGAAGGCAGCGAAAGCUUCGCUUGCGGGAACCGGAAUAAAUGGGUACAACAGCGGACACGGUUCCGCGUCGGCCAAAUCCAGUAAUGUCGGUUACAACGGUGGUGGUGGUGGUGGUUUUCAGAUUCAACCGAACAUCGGCUACAACAGCUUCGAUGCUGGUUACAACUUCGGCAUGAAAACUCACCACCGGGAACGUGAACGAAGCGGUGGCAUCGGAGUAUUUACCAUCGGUGGUGAUCGCAUGGGCGAUGAGGCCGACGAGGAGGACGAGGAGAGUGAUAAAAAGACUUCCUGGCUUAAGAACGGCGACUAUCACAAGAGUGUUUACCAUGACAAUAAACAGCAGCAGCAGCAGCAGGAACAACAUUUUGACACUAUUUAUCGGAAGCAUCGAACUUCCUACGACCGUAAGUACCGACGGCAUGUGAAUGACGCGAUCGGUGCCGGUGAGCCCCGCAAGGUACACCGUGUCUCGGCCAGCUACAGUCAGCUAUCGAUCCGGAUCACGGAGGCACUGACCAACAACCUGGGCCGGAUAGAGAUCACCUGUCUGGCGACGAUUCCGGCUCACGUCGAACCGGGUGAGCAGUACGCGGACUACAAGACGUCGCUGAUCAAGUUGGACAUCGAGCAGAAUGACAUGACGUCUCCGGAACCGUCGACCGGUUCGCUGGCACAUGCCAAAUCGGACGCAGUGCAAAUAUCCAACUUCCAGGCUACAUCCGCCGGACUCUGCCGGAACCUGCUGGCGGUGCAGUGCGCCAUCGUCGCUUUGCUGCUGCUCUACCAACGGCGAUCGACGCCUGGCUGGUUCCUGCUCUCGUCACUAACGUAAUUUGAUCCGUGCCCCGAUAUCGUGUCAACAGGCAACCGGAUCGCGAUGGACAAUUGUUGAGCAGAGAGAGAGAGAACAAAAAAGAAAAAAAAAACGUAACUGUACCACAGAGCAGCUAUCUUUAUUGGAGUGCUUCUUCGAAAGCGUCCGAAAAUAAUCAACCGAGUAAAUGUGAAAGACGUGAAAAAUUAAAGCGGGAGUGAGUGAGAUGUGAGAUGUUCAAACUACUAGCCAAAAAAAUACAGACAUGAACGUAUGGAAUCCUAGGAUCUAUGGACGUAGAAGAAGAGAUUCACUAAGAGCACAUAAUGUACAGAGCCAAACAAAAAUACUUAUAUAAUUUAAGAAUGCAUGCUCAGAGCAGAGCAGCAGAGCAAAGAAGGCUGAUUCCCCGAAUCCGAUCGAGAGCUGGCUGCGGUUCAGCGGAGGACCACGAUAGCGCAGGUUUAGAAACUGUCGUCGUCGUCGUCGUUUCUGAUAAGGUAGCUAAAAUCUAUUUCCCCAUUCAUUUUUUUCUUUUGUUGUUUAAAUCCCAAAAUGAAAACAAAACAAAAUGGUAGAAAUUAAACUGGAACGCAUUCCCCAUUCAGAGCAAGUUAGUGGACGUUUACAAACCGUCGUUUACUCUUUUUGUACCGUGACUGUGAAUGACACUUCAUUGGUAGACCAAUGAGAGAGAGAGAUAAAAAAAACAGAAAACUAAAGAAAAAAUACAAAUGUUAUCAUUCUCUGUAGGCUAGCUGGUAAGUGAAUUUUCAAUGAAUUGAUGCAUGAACAAACGAACGAAAAACGAUAAAAAAAAUCUAAGAGACAAGAAGACUUUCAUUCUACAGAGCGGAAGCGGAAAUACCAAAGUUUUUGGAAUGUUCAAGCAGGAAAGAUCGACCUAAGCGAGUUAUAAUUUUAGAAGAAAGCUUAUUGUAACAAAAUAAAACAAACGCAUCGCAGAUACGCAAAAGAGACAAACUAACACUUUCAAGUGAACGUAAAUGGUGACAAUUCAUCUUUAGCGGUAUUGAAAAAAAAAGCAUGAAAUUAAAUUAAACUUAAAUUAUUGCAUGCGCCUGAACGGCGGAAAGCUGCAAAGCUUAUUCACCACCGAUCGCAGUAGGCGAGGCUAUAAACGUCAAGUGAAAACAUUCAACUCAACUCGCAUGCUGAGAUGCGGCAGACCGUGAAGAAAAGGCAAAUUGUUAGCAGAGAGAAAAUGAAUGAACUACUGGCCAAACAAUUUUUGCUUGCUUUUGAGUUGUGUUUGCUAAACUUUCGUACUGUGAUUCUUCUGCAGCAAAACUCGGCAAAUCGGAAGAUCGCAAAUCGAGAUCUGUUCUGUUUUCCUGUGUCUGUCAGUGUUGUUGAUAAGAAAAUAUUUGCUUUACUAAGAGGAAAGGCCGAUAAGCCGCCGAGCCAGCCCAGUUUAGGUUUGGAUUGUGACCGAAUUUCGUUAGCCUAAACAAACCCAAAAACUAGUUGGUUUUGGGAAGGGUUCUCGUUCAGUUUGGCUUCCCCAUGUUUAAAGAAUACCUAGCGUCUCCAUCAGCAGCAGCAGGCCAAGUGGAUUCUAAUUAAAACCAUGAACAUGUAGCCUACUUGGAUGGUAGUUGCUCGUUUGAAAAAUAAAUAAAUAGACGAUGCUUCGUUUGUUUAAAGAGAGAGAGAAGAGAGAGAGAGAGAGAGAGAGAGAGAGAGAGAGAGAGAGAGAGAGAGAGAGAGAGAGAGAGAUAGUAGGGAAAAAAUCUUGAAUCCACAGAUGAAAGAGCACGGCGUGGAAAAUUAUAAGAGGCUUAUAGAGAAAAAAAAACAGUUACCGUUUUAUGCGGCUCGUUACAUCGCGUGUUGGCGAAAAAGAGAGAUGACAGAAAGGAAUUUAAUUUAGGCAAAAUCGUUACAAGCCGAAUGGCUUUCAUCUAUUCCUUUAUUUCUGUUGGAAAGUACUACGAAGUAGGCGUUGGAAGUGCACCGGGCAAAAGGUUUUCGGUUUUUGUUUUUUAAGAUGUAUAGUAGGCCAUGGAGUUUCGAACAAAUAUGGACACGGUCAAAAUGAUUUUGUAAUAUUGUAGUGUUUUCGCCGAGAGCAAAACUAUCCGAACUAGUCAAUUAUGGGCAUAUCUAUACAGAGAAAAGAAAAAAUAAACAAGUGUCAGUUAUUUUUAGGAAUGUUUUCAUCAUGACAAAGCAAAGAAAUAUGGAAAAUUGGUUCAAUGUUAUAGCGUUCAAUAGAGGGCGCACGUGAUGUGAAAUUUUAAACCAAAAUGUAAGUCUUAUGCCGCAGGACGAAAUAUUCAUCCAAAAACACAAAUAGUAAUCAAAUACUGGACAACAGACAACCAAAAACAAACAAAAAAAUCAGAACCUAGAAAAAUUUAUAUGAUAAAAAACAAGAAUAAACAGCUUUAAAUGUCGUUUGAAAACUACAACCACAGAAAAGUAAACAGCGCUACCGAAAAAACGUCUGCUGAUGCCCAUAGCCAUGAAAUUUUGCACAUAAAAACAUAAAUAAAAACACAAACCAAUCAACUAUUGAAAUAAACAAAAGAAAAAAUGGUUAAAUGUUUCGUUGUCAACAAACCCCCCCCCCCUCUGUGGCAGUUGUGGCCACGUUUGAUGAAGUCUUCUGUAAAUACCGAACUGUUUUCUCUCAAUAGUUAAAUAGCAAACUCAAGAAACAAGAAAUCGUCAACUUUCUUUCUCGUGACAAAAAAAAACAAAUUUCUAGACACACACACAAGACAAAGUAAAAACCCAAUCAGAUAAAGAAUCUCAAUGUUUCAUAUCUAUACGUGAAUGAUAUAUUUAAACAACACAGAGGAAAAGAGAGAUAUAGAAAAAAAUGAUAAAAUAACAAAAAAAAACACACAUCUUUUAGCUAAUAGGUAAAAUAUUGAACGAAACUAGGUUAUUGAAAAACCAACCAUCACCACCAGAGUUCUGGUGUCGGUGACAGUUUCCAGCGUCAUUUCCGGUUGUCGGCACGUAUUUGUGUGUGAGAGAGAGAGUGAGCAUUUCGUUCGGCUUUAGCAAAUCAUUCUUUCCAAAUCACAAUGAAUCUUCCAAAAACAAAACAAAAAACAAAUGAACUUUUAAAGGCACAAAGGAACUACACGCGCGAUCCAAACAAAGCACGUUACACAUACACAUAUCAGUUUAGUAAGCAAUACGUGUGACUAAAUGUUUUAUAGAUGAUAGGUGAAUAGUGUAAAAACAAGUAGAUGUUGGUUGGUUGGUUGGUUCGGUAGAAUAUUGAUAGGUAAACUGAUGCAUUGACGAACGUUAAAAAGAAGCUCGAUAAUUAAAAAAAACAUACAAAACACAGUAGCUCGGUUCUGUUUUGGUUGCCAAGAAACGCUUCAGUUGUUCGGUCGUUUAGCUUUACAUUUUCGCUGUCGUUGGUAUUUCGCCUACUACGAUCAAACGUGUGGCAGUUGGUGGCAGCAACAACUUUUCGCUGUUGCCAAAAAAAAAAAACACAACGCCUACUGCAAUUUCAGUUUCAUCACCCGUGCAAAAACUGCACUGCAAAAUAAUUGAACGCUUAUAUCAGUCGAUUCCAUUUCAUUACUAGUACUAACAGAACCAUGUGAUACUCGAACCAAUUCACAUAUUGUAUCGGCAGUUCCACCACGGUAAUUACAUUCCAAAUACGGUGCAUAUUCCCACCGGACUACAUAACCGUUUCCGGAGUGUCCAAUUAAAAUCCAUUACCCCUAAACAUGCUCUGGAAAUCACACCAGUGCCGCCCCUUCUGAUUGUCUAUUUCCCUUCUCCAGUCGAGUUGUCCACCCACCGGUGGAACACAGAGCGGAUGUAAAUAAACUUGACAAUUUUCGCUGGGACAUUUCCACAUUAAUUAUUCUAACCUUUGCCCUGUCCGCUGACUACUGAACUAGCCGGAGGCAGAGGCAACUGGACUGACUGAAUGUAUUUUACUCCUUUUUGCAAUUACAACUGCCGUGCGUUCGACCCGUUGCUGGUUCGGAGUUACACGCACGGAAUUGUCCUCCGUGGUGGCGAAAACCAACGAGACAACAACAGAGGCGCGUUCCGAAUAGAUUUCGGCAAUAAAUUAAGCAUUUGCAACGGCUACUGCGAUCAUUUCUCCAAACUAGUCAUGAUGAAUAAUUCAUUCGGUUCAUUUGUCUGGUGAUGGCAAAAUUAAUGACUUCUUGACUGGCAACCCUUUUUCUUUUCUUUUUUGCUUUGGUCUUACACAUCGUCAUGUCGAGCACCGGUUGAGUCUUAAGUGUUUACAAACGAAGCGAUGUCCGGGUUGGUAUGAGUGAUAAAGUAUCACAAAUGUGCUGGAAACUGUCACCCACAUGAAACGAUAUACUAUGAUAAAAAAAAUUUAAAAAAAACAUGAAAACGACAUGAAUAUAAAUUUAUAUUUUUCUACAAACGCUAGAGUAUUCAACUGUACGUACCACAGACGAAAAAAAAACAACAACAAGAUACACGUAAAUUGCGAACCAUCAGGCGUGAAACACCCCCAGCGAACAGAUGACAUGUGCCGACAUCCGAGAGAGAGAGAGAAAAACAAAGAAACACCCGCAUAAAUUUGUCGAAAAAAGCAUAGAUUAUCGAAAUGAACAGCAGCAGGUGACAUAAUUACCGAGAAGCGAGUUUGUGUGUCUGCACACAUCAAAAUCCUUCGAAGCUCCAAGAACAUUACAUCGUCAGGCAUUCGUUUUUUUUUAUUUAUUUCUCAUAGCCCCUCUUGUUUUGCUUACGGCUUUGCUUACGAUUCAUUACCCACGGUAUUUAUUUGACUAUUAAUUUGAAAAAUUAUACCGGAAUAAAACAGAUCACAGCAGGCGGUUGCUCGACCGGUUGCCUGGAUGUGUAGUAGAUGAUGAUGACUGCCUGUCUGUGUGUGUGUUCCGGACUGGCACCAUCGCAGCAGUCCAUGGAGCCCGGGUCCGGAAAGAUUUAACGCACGUGUCUGUGCCUCAAUUUCCCUAAUGGACUGUUUUCUGUGCUGAAAAGCGAGCCCACAUUCUCUGUCUUGAGCUCGAUGCCAGUCAGCCUACACGAUAAAUAUGUUUCCGAAUAUGGCCAACACUUAUUUGCUUUGUGCAGAGCAAUAAAUUAAUCUUGCAAACAUCAUACCAAUUGAAGGAGUGGGAGGAGGAAAGCUUAAAUUUUAACAAAGUUUUGCACGGAUCGAUUGGUUCCAAGUCUGAUUGAUUCAGGUUUACCGUGUAUCGCGGAUGGAAAUGAGUGCGAUCUUCAAUGACCAAUGCCCAUACGCACGUGCAGUUUGACAGAGUUUGCAACUGACCGACUCACUCACACAGGGAUAUUUGGGCAUUCUAGGCGGCCAAAAUUAUUUUACAUCUCUAGCUGUUUCAAAAAAAAUUGUCAUGUGUAAUUUUCAAAGUAUUAUAAACAGUUUCUCUGGGUUUCGGGUCAAUAUUAUUCAUCUACAAGCGGACCCGUACCCAGGAUUUCGUACCAAAAAAAAAAGCGAUCAAAAUGUCAAAAUGGAACUCACAUCGAUUUUUAAGAUAUUUAUUGGCCUAUUCUACGAACUUCAGGGCGAAACUGCCCAUGCUGCAUCAUAGUCAUAGUAACCCAUGAGUCAGCCGACAAAAUUUGACAGCUCUAUCAGCCGAACUCUAUCCGCGAUGGCAAAAACAGUGAAGCAACUCCGUUCAGAAGUGUGCGCGUUGAAAUAGUUUUAAAAUUGAAUGGUAACCUUCGGAAAAAAAAGUUAAUAGCAGCUUGAGUUUAUGAAAAACGGUCAGUCGUGUGUGAGAAAAUGAAGUGAGUUCCGUUUUUAAGAUUUUUGACCACCGAUCUCCGGAACCGGGUAUUGCCUAAAUUGGUUCGUUUUGUCAGCACCGAACCUACCUUGAAAUUGAAGGAAUUUUGAGAUAAAAUAAAAAGAAAUUUCUCUGUUUUUUGCCUCGUCGGUCUAAAUGACGGUUUAAGAUGUUAAACUCAAUCACUCUGUAGCUCUGGAACCGGCAGUCGGAUCCGGACGAAAUUUAAUAAUAGCCUACGGGAUAAUCAUGAGAAGACCUUUCAUAUGAAUUUGUGGAAAUCAACUCUGCCGCCUGGGAGAACAUUCAGUGAGUUCCGUUUUUGAGUUUUUGGUACUUCCGGAAUCUGGAACUGGAAUCCGAGAUCGAUUCGCUUGCUCAGUAUCUAACUAUUUUGAGCCAAAUUUAGAAGAUUGUUUUCCUUUUUUGCAUCGAUUUUAUCAAAUCAGGUUCUGAAAUCUGAAUCUGAAUUCAAGAAUUGAAUUUUGAACCAGGUUUCUGGAACUGCAUUCUUGACCUGGAUUCUGAAUCUGUUUUUUUUUUUUGGAGCUGAAUUUUGAGCUUAUAACUGGAAACAGAAUCCUGCAUUUGUUACUAGAUUCGGGAAAUGAUUUCAAUAUUUGAUUUCUGGAUCUGGAUUUGGGGACUCGAUUUUGGAGCAAGAUCAUGAAACUGGAUUCUAGAACUGUUUUCUGGGCUCGGACUAUCUGGAUCGGAAUUCUGCAACAAAAUCUGGAUCGGAACUCUUGAUUUGCCGUGUUCUGGGUCUGAGUUCUUUUGGAGCAUGAAGUCUGACCAGGAUUCUGACAAUACGUUUUAGCUUAGAUUAGGGAUUUCGGAGCUAGUUCAUGAAUCUAGGUUCAAAAUUCAGGGCCCGAACUCAGUUUCAGAUUUUGGAAUCGAAACCUGGAACUUGCAACCAAAUUCUUCACCUGGAUUAUGAAGUGGGCUAUGAGAACUAGAUUCCGGAACUGUAUUCUGAAUCUGGAUUCUUUCGGAACUGGAUUUGGAACAGAAUUCUGAAACUAAAAUUGAAAUUAAAAGAUUCUGGAAAUGAAUUUAGUGACUGAGUUUUGACUCAGGAUUCGGAAAUUGGAUUAUGGAGCUAGAUUUUGGAAUAGGAUUCUGGACCGGGGCUUUAUAAUUGAGUCCUUGAAUUCUAGACCGGAAUUCUGGAACAUAAUUCUGCAGUUGAACCUGAAUCGGAAUUCUUGAUUUUUUUUUACUGAACCUGGGUUUUGGAACUAGAACAUGGAACAGAAUUCUGAGCAUGAAUACUAAUCCAGAGUGCAUUGAUUUUUUGGUUUAGAUUUGAAGUUUCGGAGCUGGAUUCAGAACCAGAAGUUCCGGAAUUCUAGUCCAUGAAUUAAGUUCUUAAUUGGCUCCAGAAUUUCGGAUUCAAAAUUCGGAUUCCGAACUCUGUUGCAAAAUUCAGGCUCUGGAUUCUGAUUCUGGUUUGGAGCUGGAUAAUUUGGGUUUGGAGCGUAAUUGUUUCAAUGACCCUCUGUCUCGUCUCACCUUUCCGUUCUAUAUAUUCACAUCCUUGCUCUUCCUUGAGUACUAUCAUUCUAUAAUUUUCAUUUCCUGUUUCUACAAAAUGGGCUCUGGUUAGGUGAAUAUAGCGAAAAGAAAAAAGAAAUAUUGACUUCUAGUCAUUAAAAACGUGCUUAAUCCACCUAGCAGUGUGAAGAUACCUUUUUUUUAUCAAUCCGCAUGUUUUUUUCGCAUGAAUAUUCUUCGGUGUUUCAGUUUUCAUGAAUAAUGUCCGUCGUUUUAAGUGGCAAUUUGAGAUUUUAAUCUCUCAUUACUCUGUAAUGUAGAAACUGCAAAUCGGAUCGAAUUUGAAUCUAAAAGUGUAACAAUCGAUUAAACAUUCCAUGAUAUGUCGAAGCAAUUUCCACUUUAGAGUUUAGGUUUAAGGUACUUCCAGAGCCGAGUUUAGGGUAAUUUAAGGUACUUCAGGAACCAGCAUACUGAUUCGUAUGGCCAUAUGACGAAUAAAUUGCAAUAUUUUUGAGUCCAACUUCAAAGCUUUUCGGGAUUGUCAUCUUCUAUAUUCAUCAUCCUACAAUUCCAGAAUCGGAAGUCAGAAUUCGAUAAAAUUGGAUUUAUUUUCUUUUGAACUUUUGUUUCUGAAAUUCGAUUUGGCUUUUUAUGAGAAAACGGUUGAGCUUUGAGAAACGAUUCGAUACUGGAACCGGAACUCGAAAAUCGGUGUAGCCUUGUUCGGGAGCAUACGACUUUUCAUAUGAAUCUGAGUUUGUACACGGAACCACCCGCGAUCCCAUUUCAACCAAAAUAUUAGUUAAUUUUCUGAAUUCGAUUGGUUAAAAUUUGGUACAACUAAUCGAUUGUUGUUUUAACUAAACUGUCAUUUUUGUUUUUCGAUUAGCAGAAACGAUGGUUGAAACAACUAAUUUAACUGUUUGAAAAAAAAAUGCUGUCAAUAAGUGAGGACACAUACCUUUCAAUUUCAACAAAUAUUUUAGUUGAAAUAACUGGUGUUGUUAUUAAAAAAAAAUUCUGUUAGUUAAAAAAUAAAUCGGUAUUAUUUGUUCUAGACAUUGCAAAUAGUUGAAUCAACUCUGAUUCGAUCGGAAAUGAUUGAUGUAGAAAAACGUUUUUAAUCACUAAAAGUGCCCGGAGGGGCAGUAAAUUAGCAAAAUUAUUAAAUUUACCUAAAAUGAGUAUUGAAAGAUGAUGCCUUCAAACGGUUGAACGUCGUCGGUUGAACUUAAGUUAUGCACUGAUAAUUUUAGUCAAUUUAUAUGAGCUUGGGUGCAUCAACCGCUGGAAAUUGGAAUUUUGCGACGGCAAUUCAAACGCGCCAUUCAAUCGCAGCGCGUUCUGUGUGUUUGAAACCCUUCGCUCCUGUUACUUUUAUGAAUUAAAUUCAUGUCAAAAAGCGUUUUAUUGCUAAUGCAUGAACAUCAUCAUCGGUAUCAAACAGCUGGAAGUAAAACAGUCUGUUGGAAGUAAAUCAAUGAUCGAAUUAGAAGCAUAAAAUUUUUGCGCAUACCUGAAAGAUUACGAGAUGAUCAUUCAUUAACAUUUUCUAAUUUGUCACCAAAUCUUUUUCAUCUUAAACAAGGUUAACUUUAUCACAACACCGCUAUUAGAUGAACACUUGUUAUGGAAUCAUAAAUUUCUCAAAUCGAAUGAACACAAUUUCACAAAACGCUUUAACCAUCGAUGUUGUUUUCAUUGACAUUUUGAAGCGACGCGAACAGAUUUCAACUAAAAAAGUUGUUGAUUUUGCAUUGCGAUUAUUGUUUUGCUUUCAACUGUCUCCGGCAUUUGACAGCAUUCAAAACAACAUAUUUUUCAACUACUUGAAUAUAUACAAAUCGAAAACCAUAUUGGUUGAAUCAAAAAGAAAUUAGUUAAAUCAACUAUCGCAAAAAUCAAAAACUGCGAUAUCGCAAUUUUAUGAUCGAAGGGUUCUCCGUGUAGAAAACGGUUGAGUCAUUUCCGAAAAAAAUUGAGUGAAAUUAUUUGUCACACACGCAUUUGCUGAUCUCGACGAAUGAUUCGAAAGGUAUAUGGCUGUUAGGUUCUUCCAGCAUUUAUUGCUGUAGGUAGUUUAAAUCAAUUUAAUUAUGGAAUUGCUUUCAACUCGAAAACUCUGCCAUCAUCUAGUUUACAUACGGCAUAUUCGAACGAUUAUGUUGCCAAAAACGAACCGUGCUAAAAUCGGUCCGAGGCAAAAUAUCAUGCUGUACGCAGUCUUUUGGGUAUUUAGAUACAAAUGUAUGUAACAGUAUAAAAAAUCGUGUUUUAUGUUGCUCCCAAGCAUUUCUUUGCCAGACAGCGAUCAAAACUUCUACUGCUGGAAUAGGGGAAAAAGUCGCUUAAACAAAAAUUUCGACAUCUCCGUUAAAAAUGGACGGAUUUUAACAAUCUAUGGCUUGUUGGAUAGGUAUUACCGUGCGGAAUCUAAGUCUGAAAAUCUAUUCUGUUUUCAAGGUCAAUUGUGACAGAUACUGAAAAUUUUGACAUAAAAUUUAUUGAGUUAUACAAAAAGAAGUAAACAUCUGAUCUCAAAACCAUUCAAUAGCGUUCUGGGUGACGGGGAGACCUUCCAUUUGCGACUAGUUUGAUCAAAAUCGGUCCAGCCUACAUUUAUCAGAAGUUACUACUAGUUGUGUCGGCCUUGAAAUCUCGAAUGUUCCCUGAAGCCAUUUUAUCGUUAUUUAUUCGGAACUCAUUAACCUUCUUGUUUACUAACCUCCAUCUUUGCUUAGAAUUGGAAAUGUUUUUAUUUUUCCGAAUAGUCAAAGAAAAUUCUCAAUAUAUUGUAAUUUCUUAUCGAAAUUCAUAUUUUGCUAUUGCAUUCUUUCAAACAACUUGAGUCCAGCCUUUAUUUUAACUGUACAUGAUAAAAUAAAAUAUUAUUAAUUACUUUCAAUUUUUCCUUUUUUCCAAAUUAUGUCUUAUUGUAUUUUAUGAUUAUUCCCAAAAUCGCGAAUAAGCGCGGCUGAUUUUUGCGAUUACUAUCGAGAGCGGCGAUGCUAGCGAAAAAAGAAAAGAAAAAAGAACCUCACAACAUUGUUCAGUAACCUUUUGAGCAUUCAAUUCAGUAGUUUGUAAGCACCUUUUGUUUAUUUUGCAUAAUCGACUUUUUGGCAACGUAGAUUGCCCUAAUAUCCCUCUGUGCGACUGUUGCACACGGAUCAAAGCAACCCACUUUGAAAAGUACCACGUGAACUCUACUUGUAGGUCUACUGUUCAAUCCAUCCGAAUUAGUGCAGAGCAAAAGAAGGAUAUUUCAGGCACGUAAUUCGAAGAAUAUUGUCGCAAAAUAUAUUCAUAAUAGUUGCAUAUUUUCAUGUUCACAAUUAAAUUAUGCUAGCCUGUAUGUCACAAACUAACACACGUGGCCCGAAAAUCGACCCGAACUUUUUUUAAACUCCCUCGCCUACUGUGUGGCGGUAUGUUUUUUUUUUUCACAUUGCGUCACGUAGCUUCGAGUACGUCAGCUACGUCAACUGUUUUUUUUUCUCUCUUCUUAUUUUUUGGUAACUCAACAAUUCAUUUUUUACGAGGCGUGGCAUCAGCGCCCAAGGCAACUCAUUGUGCAACUACCGAAGGCAAAGAAAGAUCCACUUUCACAGAAAACCUACGUUCGAAACGAGCGUGGCAGGCCCACAAGGAGUAGCAAAACUCCUCAUUAUUAUUCCACUCAGGAAUGUGCAAUCUGAUGUACUGAAUUUUACGGACUUUGAAAUUACGCUCACAUUCCACAUAAGCGGUUCCACUCGUUCACCCGUGUGUGCCUUGUUGCCCCAAUCCAACGCAAAACUAACAACGGUGGUUGAUUCUUCUCUUAUCAUAAUCAUCAUAUUUUCUCCGGACACGGCAGCUUUCUCGUAUAACUCCUACUCGGUGUUCAUCCGAGACGACGCCAACGACGGGAUUGUCGAACACCGGACGUGGCUGAUGAAGGAGGAGGUACGUGGUCGGAUCGGUCGGCUGCUGUACAAUCAGACCACCACCACCAGUUCCUCUAUCGUCCCACAUCGGAACGGUUUUGACGAGUGCGACGCCCACCUCACCGGAAUGAAUAAUCAUAACUCACCUGGGCAGGCAUGUGGCAAACGACGCUGCUGCUGCUGCUGCUGCAGGUUCUCUUCUUCCGGGUCAUAUGAGAUAGCCCCAAAGUGUUCCCCUUCUUAGCCGGCAGCAGUAUCUCAGUACGGCGAGGUCGCUUUUCGGUUACUGAUUCGCUUGUUGUUUAUCGGGAGUUAUGCUCACCUACUUGGAUCGGACGCGAUCUGACAGUUUUGGGAUAACUUUUGUUUGAAAUUCACUCCACCGUGCAGCGAUAGUAGCGUGGGCGAAGAACUUUCGACGCUAAUAAAGCAUCACAAAUGUCUCAAACAAGGAAACAAGAUAAAAUAUAAAAUGAAGAUACAAAAUCGGAGGAUGGAAAUGGGAAAAAACAAAAUAACAGAUGGGAAAAGAAAAGUUAUCGAACAAAGUUUAAUCUAGGAAUCAAGAUCAAAAACUGGAAAAAACAGAAUGGAAAAUAGAAAAAUACAGAAUGGAAAAUUGGAAAUGAAAAAGCUGAACAAAAAACAUUAAACAUUGAGAACGGAAAACAAAAAGUGCAAAAUAAUACAAACACAAAAUUCAAAUUGAAUUGAAAAUAAUCAAGGAAAAUCGGAUAACCUUGAAAAUUCAUGUAAAAAAGCCGCAUAAAUAAAACCACGUAAAACAAGACCUCAGUUUUUUUGGGAAUAUUUUUAUGGCUCUGAAAAGAGCCGAUUUGUUAUAAUUAUCCGAUGUUUACAACUGAUGAGUAUUUUUUGCCAUCAUUUCUUAGUCUACACCAGAACCUGAACUCUGAAUAUUCAGGAACUGUCUCUGAAGUCAGUUGGAAAAUUCAGGUUCGGAAUCUAGAUCAAGAGUUCAACGUCAAUUCAGUUCUAGAACUCUGGAACUGAACUCAUUUUUGUUGUAGAACUGAAUUCAGUUCCGAAAUCUGGUUUCAAAAACCAAGUUCCGAGCUCAGUACCAGCCUACAUGUUCGGAAUUUAGGAAGUUCUGAAUUCUGAAACUGAACCCAGAACUUGAAUUCAUGAGGCAAAUUUUAAAACUGAGUUCAGGAGGCAAAUUCAGAAACUAAAUUCAGGAAGUAUAAAUAACAGAAGCUCAUGCCUAUUAUUUAUAAUUCUAUGGGUAAAAUGAUUCAUAUCAUGAAGAAUAACUCAUCUUCCAUGAAAAUGUUCAUGAUAGACAUAAUUGUACUCAUGGAAUCAUGAAUAAUAGGCAUGAUCUCUUAAGAAUACAUGUUUAAAUAUUUUUCAAUCGUCGAUUGAGUUCUAUCCGUGGCGAACAUAUUCCGUAUGGUAUGAAGGUAAAAACAAUCGAAAGACCAAAUGGCAACCCGGAACCGGAAUGCAAAAAAUGAUUAAGGUAAAACGGCGAAUAAAAUUUUGAAAACGAAACAUGGAAAAACUAAAGGGGAAGAAAUAAAUGAAAGUAAGAAUAACCGAAAAAUGAGACGUAAAAAACGGAAAUCGAUAAAUCAUAUAUAUAAUAAUAACAAAUGGAAAAUAAAAUAACAAAUGUGACAAAUAGAAAAUCGAAAGUAAAAUAAACGUAAUAAAAGAAACGUAAAACGACAUAUGUGAAUCAGAAACCGGAAUGGCAAUCCGAUAAUACAAAGUGAAAAUUAAAUCACGCAAAUAGGAAAACUUAAAUAAGAGAAAUGUACGUUCGAAAAGUAGUAGAAUUGAGAAUUACAAGAAUAUAAAGUGAAAACGGAAAUUUCGCUUAAAACACAAAAAUGAUAGAAUAAAAAUAGAAGCGCCAGCGAAAAAUUGUGGAAAAAUAACGAGAAUUAACGCGUAAAAAACGGAAAAUAAACAAUUUGAAACGAAAAUUAUAUAUAAUAUUAAUAAAUGUUUUCCAUUUGCAAAUUUUGUAUGUAAUUUGGAAAAUAUGAAAGAAUAAUGGAAAAUGCGGAAAGAUAUCUAAUAUUUGAGAAAUAGAACAUCUGAAAUAAAAGAAACGUUAAACGAAAUCUGUGAAUCAGAACCCGAAAUGGCAAUCCGAUAAUACAAAGUGAAAAUUAAAUCACGCAAAUGGGAAUAAUGAAAUAAUGAAAAUUAUGUAAUAAAAACAGAAGCGCGAGCGGAAAAAUGACGAAAAGAAUAACGGAAAAUAAAACGUGUAAAACGGAAUACCCAAAAUUUAAACCGAAAAACCGAAAAUAGAAAACAAAAUUUGAAAGGAUAAUGAAAUUGUUUUGGGAAAUUCUGGUCUGGUAUUGAUACAGCAAUAGAUUGUUUAAGUCAUUACAUGAUUGUUAGGAGUCCUUUAAUAAUCCUAUGUCAUCAACUGCUUCUUCGUCGGCAUCAGUAUCGACAUUCUUGUGAUCCUACUAUGAAAUCCUACUAGUUGAGCACAUUCAAAAGAAAAUUAAACAUAGAUUUACUGAACAAAUUAAACCAUAUUCUUAAAAAAAUCUACGGGUUUUUUUUGUCAACUGUCAAAGAAGAAAAUGAAAUACUCCCUGCAAACGGUGGAUGAAGUCAAAGUCGAUAACUUUUUCAACUUUGCGAGUCCUGUUGGAUCUCACACAAAUAUGAGCAAAACACAAGUAUUGUCUCAAGAUGACAUUACUGAGACAAAUUUUGAUGAAAGUAGGGCAAUCAUUAGUAAAGUUAAAGAAAAGCUCUGAUGCUUUCUCUGAUGCUUCUCUGGUUUAAAACUGCAUUUAAGACUUCAAAAAAUCGUUGGAUGAGACAUGGGGUGGGUAAUAGAAAAAUGAUGGAAGUCGAAGAAAACACAAUACAAAGUUAACAUGAAAACCGAUUACGAAAACAGGAGACGAACAAGGAAACUUAAAAAUUACCAAACGCAGUAAGGAAAAUAGACAAAAAAAAAAAAAAAAAAAUAUCUUAAAAGAAAAAAUUAAAAUCUAAAAUGAACGCGGAACGAAAAAGAUAAAAUAAAAAUCAAAAAUUCAAAUAAAAUAUGCAAACUUAAUGCAGAACGAAACAGGGAGAAUGUCGAGACUAAGAAAAUGGAAACGAGAGAUAAAUGAAAUAAUAUAUGAAAAUUGUUCAGAAACCUGAAUGCAAAUUGAAAUUUGAAAAAUACAAAACAAAUUGGAAUUAAUUUGAAAUCCAAAAAAUAAAUAACGAAAAUUGUGAUUCAAAAAUAAAAAAAUAACAUACAUAGAACACAACAAAAAAGAUUUAGGAAAGAGUUUUUACAAACAAGAUUACAAAAUUGAAAUUAAAAACAGAAAAUUCGGAAAGUAGAAAACGAAGAUAAGAAAAACAGUAAUCGAAAAAGUACCAAAGGCAGUUAGGAAAGUAGAGAAAAUACGAAUAAAAAUACGAAAGUAGAAAAAAUACGAAUUGCAAUCGAAAAAUGAAUUAAAAUCGAACAGUGAAAAUACAAUUUGCCAACUUAAUGCAAAAUGAAAGAAGAAGAGAUUAUAGACAAAACAUACGUAAAAUAUACAGAAACCCAAAAAAACAAAACAAAUUGGAAUUAAUAUGGAAUGCAGAAAACAAACAACGGGAAUUGCGAUUAGAAAAAAGAAGGAAGGAAAUAGGACAUAAAAAAGUGUAACGAUUUAUUUAAAAAAAACAGUGAUUAACCCGUGUUCAAGCAAGUUGUCUCACUCGCUUGAGCACGGUUAUUUGAGUUCAACCCGAGCACAUCUUGUUUUGCACUUAAGCUUGUACACAGGUGCAGAGAUCAGAGUUCGUUCGCAAGUUUGUACAAAGUGCGAUGUUUGCGCAGAACCUGUGCGAUGUGUUUAAGUUCUAUUUCGAUAUGCACAAUAAAGCCGGACGGACGUUUUGGAUAUUUGUACCCGAAAUCAGAUUCGAACCCGAACCGAUUUUUUCAAUUUCAACUGGUACGGGUCGGGUUCGAGUUGAAAAAUUUGGUUGUGUUUUGAUUUUUUUGUGGAUUUCGCGACUUUUUUCGGGAUAAAGAUUUUUAUUUUUUAUCGGGUAUGGGUUGGAAAAAUACUAAUCUCGGGUUCGGGUCGGGUACGGGUCAAAGUUUUUUUUUUAUUUUCGAUCGGGUACGGGUCGGGUUUGAAGAAAUGCUUAACCGAAAAUAUUUAAAGUGCUCUAUUCAAUCGAUACUAGUUCCACAAACUUUCCAAAUAAACAUGCCCCGCGGAUUUUUGCUCUCACUGAUGAAGAACUGAUGAAAUGCAUGAAUCAUUCAGAUCUGGUGUAAUCCCAGAAAAAUAAUUUGAGCAAAAUUGACUUACAGGCUUACGGUGUUCGAGACGGGUUGAAAUGUGCCACUUGAGCCAAUUAGUUUUUUCAAUCAAUCCAACAUUCAAAUUUAAAUUCAAUUUUAAAUACGAGAUUUGAACUCUGAGCUGAACACAAAUAAUUCAUAGUUAGGUACAAACUCAAGUGCGAACCCAACCAAACUCAAGUACAAAUGGUAAAGUUCAAACUUGUGCACUCGGGUGCAAAAAAUUGUGUUGAACAUUGCGUACAUCGAAAAAAAUGGGUUUGUAUCUGUUGCACCGGAUUUUUACCAUCACUGGUGAAAAAUGCAAACAUAAAUCAUAGAAAAUAGAACACAUGUAACGAAGUAAAAAUGAGGAAUAUAAAGUGGAAGUUUAGUGAACGCAUGAAAAGAUAAAAAUUUUGUAUUGGGCCUUUUGGAAAAGUGAUUACAAUUUAACAAAAAUUUUCCCGGUUGUAUUAAACUUAAUUCCAUUGAGGUUAGGUGAUUUACACGCUCGCUCAAUGUUACUCUGAUAUGAGCACAAUUUUACUCACUUUCGCUAAAAGUGUAACUAUUUUAUACUGAGUAAAGUUAGGUGUUUGUCAUAUUCUGAGUAACACUUACUCAGUGCUAGAAAAUGGGAAAAUUAGCUCAGAUAAUCAACUUAAAUCUAUGUUUAUUAAAUUAUUUCUUUACUAACAAUCAAUAUGCUACUAAUGACGAUUCCGAAUCACAAUUUUCGUCAAACAACUUCAAACUUACUGUUUACGGAACAGAAUCUGCCCUCACAACUAUGGUGCGAAAAUCGGAACCCGGGCCGACACUUACAAGAAGUUCUUCAAAUAAUCGUCGACAACCGGUAAUUCUUUUUGCUUGUGAAUUUGUUGUCAAGAAAAGAGUAGAAGUUAUUCAGAUUUCUAAAUCUAUUUUACUCUCUUUUGAACAUUUCAACUAAAUUAGGAAAAUGUAAGUAUAAAUUGCUCGCUUGAGAGUAAAGUUGAACGAGCGUGUUGUCUGUUUUGUUUGCCUUUCAUGCAAGCAGGCACGCACGAGGCAUUGCACGAGUUGUGUCGUGAUUUGACCAUUUUCAGGCUUUCUUUGACGUAGCAGUAGGUAAAAAAAUCAUGUACAUCUUAUACAAACUUCGUACAGCUACCAAAAUCUCUAACUGAAUUUUCAGACGUUAAAAAUUCAUUACUGGAAAAUUGUCUUCACAGACGACAAGGAAUAUUUCUAGUUCCACGCUGACAAAGGGAAGAACUGAACGUUUCUCUUUAACACAUAUCUUGCAAUGAAUGAAGGACUUCAAAUUGGUUUAUGAUUUCAUGUAGCAGCUUAGUUAAUGACGGACAUAUUCAAGUUCUACCUGACCUUGCCUUUUAAAACAAUGAAACUAAUCUGGGAACCGUGAGCGACGAAACACGGCUAUCUUGGCUACGAAAAAGUUGUAGACAUUGAAGUGACAACUUUUAGCCUUGCAGCGCUCCUGAAUUUUUAUAACACGAAAUUUCACCAACCAGGACAGACUGCCCAACGAAACGGAUGUCAACUUGCUGUGUCAAUCGAAGAUAAAGCUGAUUUUUUUUCAGUUCUGCAGGUGUCAACUCUCUUAGAAAUAUGCAUUAUAAAAGUUUGAAAUUCACUCUUAUAUGAUGCGAAAGCUGAGCAACACUGAUGCGAGCAGAUUUCCUUAAAAGAGUUUGUGCGUUUUUUUUCUAGCAUGUCUGCAAAGUUUCCGCAGACAAUGUUUUCCUCUCUAAAACCGGACGAAACUCGGAAGACAUUAGCGAGAACACGUGCGCUAAUCACAUUUUCGUAGUAGGCGUGGAUUUCGCUCGAGCAAGUUUCAAAAGAAUGUUUGCUUGGUUUUUUUUCGGUGACAUUUUUCUUUUCUUUCGUCGUUGAAAAAAACAUCGCAGGAAAUGGAUUGUUCCGACUUGCCAUAGAAUCGACGGAAACAAUUCUAGAAUGUGUUCGUAGAAUAUUAAUUCGUUGUCGUGCUCAAUAUAAGUUCAAAUUUACCGUGGCGAAACCGAACCGAAACUCGUUCGUGCAAAGUUUUUUUUUCUAGUUGUUUGGUGCAUCCCCAGAGACGUGCAUCAGCACGAAAAUAUGCACUUGGAAAAAAAACCCGAAAUUUUCAUUUGGUUUCCGAAAUUACUCGCGGUAUAAUUAAUCAACAAUCGUGUGGUUCUUUGAGUAUUUUCUUUUCGUUUGAAUGCGGUGCGGUCGAGAAAAAUUUUAUUCAAAUUGAGUAAUAAAACAUUAUACAAGAAAAAAAUACCGAAUGCGAUUUCAUUUCCCUGUUCAGUUUAUAUUCCGGAGUCACUAUAGUAACUGCUGCCUGCUGUGAUUUUUUAUUUUGAAUACCAAGGUCAAUUCAAUGCCAAAAAAAUUGAUUAGUUGAGGAAGUCUUUUAUGCAACAUAUCGGAAAACGAAAAACCAUUUGCAGUUGCAGAAAGAAAAAUCAACAUACAGGAAGCCGGCAUCUGUUCGUUGAAACUGAUGAUAAACAGGGUGCAGAAAAAAAAGUGUAGCCACGUGAAUCUCAUUGACAUUCUAGUUAUAGUAAUAAUAAUACUAAUAAUAAUAAUAGUAGUAAUGAAAACGACAUCAGCAAACAUACUUUUUGCAGAAUACAAUCGGAAUCUCUUUGUGAGAAAAUAUAAUUUUGUACAUCAUGUCUAAUGCAGGUAUUAACGUCUUCCUAUGCUAUGCUGUCUAUUAUAAUUAUUGGUAAAACAAAGAAGUAACAAUGUAUUAUGAAUUAUUAUUAUUAAAAAAAAAAGAAAAACGAAGGAAAAAAUAUUAUAUAAAAAUAUACAUUGAGAGCAGAUAAAAAUGAGAAAAAUGCGUAAAAAUCUACCAAAAAAAAAAACAAAAAAACAUAACAGAACUAUAUACAGUUUAGAAGGGGAACCAGAUGAGAGCAUAAUUUUAAUAUUACAAGUAUAUAUGACUAAACAAAUGAAA